Cucurbita moschata (crookneck pumpkin) is the source of this 637-nucleotide messenger RNA. Its product is annotated as calvin cycle protein CP12-3, chloroplastic. Gene Ontology annotation, biological process: negative regulation of reductive pentose-phosphate cycle. Lineage: Eukaryota; Viridiplantae; Streptophyta; Magnoliopsida; Cucurbitales; Cucurbitaceae. Gene Ontology annotation, cellular component: chloroplast. The transcript has a single exon. The record is from RefSeq and is a predicted model, not a curated record. Bases 71 to 502 code for a protein of 143 amino acids.
UUUCUGAGAAAGAGUUGAGGCGUCCGGUGAUCAUUGAAAUUGAAGCAGCAGCAACUGGAGUUCUAAUAAAAUGGCUGCCUCGUGGUCGUGGUCGUGGCCGUGGCCGUGGCCGAUCCAACCUUCAUCAUCCACCUCUGUGAGACCGUCUAAGGGCCUUCAGGAGAAAAUAGCGUAUCUAGGGCUGAGUGUCGGCAGCAGAAAACAGGGGUAUCAGCGGGAGAGAGCAAUGACUGUGAGCAUGGCAAAAUACAAAUACAAAGGAACGCGGAUGAGAGAGAAGCUUCUGACGGAGAUGAUUGAGAAGAAGGUGAUGGAAGCAAAGGAGGUUUGCAAGGGGGACGAGACCUCAGGCUCUGAUGAGUGCAAGGUGGCCUGGGACCAGGUGGAGGAGGUUAGCCAAGCUAAGGCCCAUCUCCUACGUAAACUACAGACUCAAGAUCCCCUGGAGUAUUUCUGUCGAGACAAUCCUCAGCUUGACGAGUGUCAAAUUUACGAGGAAUGAGUGAUCCGAUCCCCUAUGUGUCUCGUCUUGUGUUCUGUUCUAUAUCAACUAUCAACUAUCUACUAUCAAAUCCACUCCUUUUCUUUUCUUUUGUCAAAAUCAAUGCUGCAUCUGUCCACAAUUCCACUUUCUAAA